AUAAUAUUUAUGUUGAGUGCUAUUGUCCGUUCUACAAAACAGACUUGUCCUGAAGAAGUUUCGAAAGAAGGCAUCAGUGUAACGUGGCAUAAAACACCGACGGCACACAACAUCGAGUCAGAUCCGCUCUGUUACCGCGAUGAAAUCUUAAUCACAAGGAACUGUUCCUACAACGGCUGGGUGCCAUCACUUGAUGAUAUUGGUCCUUGUUUAAAAGUUGUCAAAUAUUUCGAUGUAAAUUCUUGCCCGCCUGGAUUUUACAAAGUUUCCGAAAAUAUCAACGAGUUUUGCUAUCAAAUAGGUGAACCCUCUGUUUGGGAUUCCCCUUGUUUUUCCAGUGGUGGAGCUUCAGUGAUAACAGAUUUAUCUGCUGGAGAAGUCGAUUUUUUACUAAAUUCUCUUAGAAGUACAAACACAUCCAAAUAUUUCUGGCUACCAGCAGCAAGACAAAAAUUAUUCCAUCCCGUAGUGUGGACUAUUCCGGGACCAAAUUGGGGCCAACGUGUUAUAUCAAGUGACUUCUUAAAUUUGUAUACACCCUUCACAAAAAAUUGUUUACUAUUAGAUAUAGAACGAGAGGCACUUGUAACAGAUGUAUGUACCAAGAGCUACCCCACCUUAUGUUUUUACAUAAAUGAUCACUAUUAUCCCUCACGAUGUCCCGAUGGAUAUCAGUCCUUUCGAUUUAAACAUGAUAAUGGCACAUGUUUUGGUAUAGAAAAAGCUGAACCAGGAAUGUCAUUUAAUGAUUUUCUUCAAAAUAAAUGCAAGACACCUAUGGUUAAUGUUAAUAGCGAAUUAAGUAGAUUUGUUUUCAAAAAAAUAUCUGAUAUAAAUAAUAUGACAAAUGAUAUGUGGUGCUGGCUUAAAACUUAUAAAGAUUCUUAUGAAAACGAUGAUGAGCCAGAGACCAUGAGUAGCAAUGAUUCUCGAAUUAUGAAGAGAGUUUCAUACGAAGGUAUUGUAAACAGUGCUGGAGUUUUAGGCUAUAUCAACUCCAACACGCCUCUGCCGUGUAUGGCCUGUGAGGUAGAAAUAGCUUAUGGUAAAACGGAAUUUAUGUUCGAAUACAAUGAAGCACAAAAUAAAAUUUUCCUAACAGUUUACUAUCCCUCAGGAUUAUGGAAAUAUGACAAUACUGAUAAAGGAAUUCAAUGUUUUUCUGAUGCAAAAGGUUUCUUUAGAGUCGUGGAUGUUAAUGAUUUACCUUUUAUCGAAGCAAACUCAUCUCUGUUUUCUGACUUAGUUAACAUUGAAAAAAUUGUAUAUGUUAUCGAUCUUGUUACUGAUAGUUCUGCUCAAUAUUGGUGUGAAGGUCACACUAUUGACUUUAAUUUUAUUAGUACAGACAAAAUUAUUGCGAAUCCCAAGGGUAACAAAAUUCAUGUAUUUGCACUUGUAAUCAAAUAUUAUGUUUUACUCGAAAACGUUGAAGAAGAUGUAGACCUGACAGGAUUAACGGAUAAUAUUACGGAUAUAUUUUUAGCAAAAAAAGUUUUACUCAUGGCUGUAAUUGAUUAUUCCUCGGAUCACAUGAUGAUUUUAUUACACUUGCAUGUCGAUGUUGAUGAUAUACAUGAUGACGAGGCUCUAAAUAUACAAGACACAUUUAAUAAUUUAACACUCAUUGCACAGUUGGAAUUACCAAAAUAUAACUAUAUUUUUGUGAACUUGUCGAGUUCUGCAGUUUGUUUGCCAACAACUUCAGAAAAUGUCAAUGUUUUAGACUGGGAGAUGACACCUAUAGGCCAUAUUUCAGCUCCUAAACAGUUUUGUUUACAAGCUAAUGGAUUACCAGUAAAACGACAUUGUAAGGGAUCCUAUGAAACAGGUGGUGUUUGGGGUGAAGUAGAAGGCUUUUGUGAUAGUACUUACGCCCCAUCUGAAGCCACAGCUUUUCUAUAUAAUUUUGUAAAGAGACAGAUGCCUAAUAAGUAUGCUUCCAGGUUUUUAACUGAUGGUCUAAAUUUUGUACUCAGUGAUACAGAUAUAAUAAUUCCUGCUGAUAUAUAUUAUUUAUCUAUGUCUUUACAACAUGUAUUAGAUAUAGCUGAGCAAAAUGCUACAUCAGUAGAUACUGGUGAUAUAGAAAAUAUAGCCUGGGUCAUGGAUAGAAUGAUGGUUCUCGAUUGUAAUUAUUUACGUUUAGCCCAAACACUUAAUUCAACCAAUGUAAUAUUAGAUUCUGUUAGUGACAUUAUAGAAUUGAUAGCACAAAGAACUUUAGUUGAUUCUGCAGAGUUAAGCAAUGUUUCUUAUCAAUUUGCAUUAAAACCUCAGUUUAUAGUCCAAAUCACUUAUCCAGAAUAUAAUAAUAUAACUGGUAUAGCUGUUAUUAGAAAUUCAGUUUCUGAUAACUUUGCAGAUAUGCUGGUUCAACCAUUGUAUAAAAAUACUAGUAUAGAUGAAGUUCUUUCUAUCGACAAAUUAGAAAUCGCUACGUGGUUACCUGAAAAGGUUUUAAAUACACUCCAAAGGAACACAAAUGAAAGCGCUGAACAUACGAGUGAUUUUUUACACAUUAUUAUAACAUUUUUUUAUAAUGACGCAAUUUUUCAAGAAUUGGCAUCUGAUAAACAUACAGUCAAUAGUCGGAUCGUAGGAAUUUCGAUACCAGAGUAUAUUUCAAAUCUAGAAUAUCCAGUACCACUUAUAUUUAGGCAAAUAAAACAUACAGAAAAUAUUGAUUGUGGUUAUUGGGAUUUUCAAUCUCAGCGCCUAAACCACAAUUUAGGUUCUUGGAAAAAACAAGGAUGUUUUGUGGUGAAAGUUAUAAAUAAUAAAGUUGUUUGUGAGUGCUACCAUCUUACUCAUUUUGGACAAUUACUAGCAUUGCCCAACAAUACCGAUGAUGAAGAUAACCAUAUCAGCAAAAACCAUACAUUAGCUUUAAAUAUUAUAACUUUGAUUGGAAGCUUUAUGUCACUAUUAGGAAUAUGUGGUAUUUGGAUAACAGCCCUUGUAUUUAGUAAUUGGAGAAAAAAAGCAGGAACUAAAGUUCUUCUUCAAUUGUCAACUGCUAUAGCAUUACCAUUGGUGUUUAUUUUAGUUUUUAAUUUAGACUGUUCAAUGUUCAUCAAAGUGAAUGAUUUGUACGCUGUGGCUGAGCAUAAAAUAUAUCAAUGUAUAAUUUUAGGUGCCUUGCUACAUUUUUCUAUAUUGUCUAGUUUUAUGUGGAUGUUAAUAACUGCUAUUUUACAGUUUAUAAGAUACGUGAGAGUGUUAGGAGUUAGUAGACCUUCACGGUUUAUGGUCAAGUUUACUUUGGUCGGCUGGGGUAUACCUUUGUUGCCAGUGGCUCUUACUUUAGCCCUGGAUGCUAAAAAUUAUAUUCCAAGUCCAUCACUAUCUAGAAGUAUUUGCUAUCCAAAUGGGUACUAUAUGAUCGCAAGUGUAUUAUUUCCUAUUUGUCUUAUUUUGUGUGUAAAUGUAACUUUAUUUAUUUUAGUUCUUCAUGCCAUAUCGCGAGGACCUGAUCAAAAAAUGAAAUCGACUGACAUGGAUUUGGUCGGUGCACAGCUUAGAGUUUCAAUAUUUUUAUUUUUUUUAUUGGGGUUGACAUGGGUUUUCGGUAUAUUUUCAUUUUCGAACCAUUUACUUUGGUCUUACCUUUUUUGUUUAACAUCAACGUUGCAAGGAUUUGUAUUGUUCAUUUAUUUUGUUAUUUGUGACCCAAAUACUAGGAAUCAAUGGAUAACAUUGAUGAAACCACAGUUCAUAUCAAACUCUUCUAGGAAUAGUAUUACGAGUAUAACUAAUGGAUAA
Spodoptera litura is the source of this 3765-nucleotide messenger RNA. RefSeq lists its product as uncharacterized. Gene Ontology annotation, cellular component: membrane. Gene Ontology annotation, molecular function: G protein-coupled receptor activity. Lineage: Eukaryota; Metazoa; Arthropoda; Insecta; Lepidoptera; Noctuidae. The record is from RefSeq and is a predicted model, not a curated record. Gene Ontology annotation, biological process: cell surface receptor signaling pathway; G protein-coupled receptor signaling pathway.